Molecule: messenger RNA, 1207 nt
Organism: Morone saxatilis (striped sea-bass)
Lineage: Eukaryota; Metazoa; Chordata; Actinopteri; Moronidae
Source: RefSeq, a predicted model, not a curated record
GUUACCUACAUGUCUGGUUUAUGCGGUCAUUCACUAACAGGGAUUUAGACUCUAAGUGCGGCUGCAUAAGUGCCAUUUUAUGUUUGACAAGAUCUGUUUAUAACCUAAUGGGACACUUCAGUGCUGCACCAGAGCGAGCCUCAGAGUGCUUCUGUUCAGCCCUCUUACAGGCAGUCAAAGUUUUUUAGUUUCAGUAAUGUGAUGUAGUGAAGUAGAAUAUGUGGGCGGAGUUAAAUCAAGUUCAGAACAUGUGAUUGGAUCACUCAAAGGUCGAUGCUGUCUUGGAUGCGUCCUUCCUGUCGAGCUUUAGACGCCAAGUUGGAGAACCAGACAACAGGAAUCCAGUACUUCAGGGUGAUGAAAACAUUGAGAACCAGGAUGAAGAAAUGAAGCGGAGUGAGACGUCUUCGUUUCUGUGUAAUGUGUCUUCUGCGCAGCCGCACACUGAGAUCUUCCCCUCCAGCGGAUCAUCCGUGAGGAGACCCCGUGUUACGAAUGCGGCUCUCCCGCCACUGAGCGCUGCUCUGCGGUCAGUUUGAUGUCGGCUCUCGGCUUUCUCCGUGAGUUGUCGGCUGCUCUCGGACCGCCGCUGCUGCUCCGCCCCGGAGGAACUGUUCGUUUGGCGGUAAAAUCAAGUGCGAGCAGACAGAGACACAACGGCAGAAACAUCGUAAACAGGCCGUGCUCUCAGACGCUCUCGGGGUUAAAGGUGAGGUGCGGAAGGAGCGACGGCUGUUUCUGAUUGGUCAGACCAGAGUUCACCUGGACUCAGUGGAGGGACUGGGAAACUACAUGGAGCUGGAGGUGGUGAUGCGUCCAGAGCAGACAGUUGAAGAGGGACAGCAGGUGGCCGAGGAUCUGAUGGAGAAGCUCGGUGUUUCAAAGGAGAGUCUGGUGACGGGAGCGUACAUGGAUCUUUUACUGAAGGGACACAAAGAGACGUAAAACAAACGCACCUCUGGAGACCGACCAGAGCCGAAUAUAGUGAAACAUAACAGACCAAACUGUUCCGGAGUAGAAAACACACAAACCUUAACACUGACCGUACCAUGUAACCACAGUAUUAUGUAGUAAUCAGAUUACAGUAAUCAGAGUACUGAUUGUUAUAGGAUCUGAUGUUUGUAUUUAGUUUCUGUGAAAUAUUUCACUGGUUGAAUGUGAUGGAUGAUUAUGAAAGUCUUUUUCUAAAUAAAUGAACUCAAACACA